Molecule: messenger RNA, 1663 nt
Organism: Protobothrops mucrosquamatus (brown spotted pit viper)
Lineage: Eukaryota; Metazoa; Chordata; Lepidosauria; Squamata; Viperidae
Gene: DOK7
Product: docking protein 7
Exons: 8
Biological process (GO): neuromuscular junction development; positive regulation of protein tyrosine kinase activity
Molecular function (GO): protein kinase binding
Source: RefSeq, a predicted model, not a curated record
AUGUCGGAAGGGCCAUUCUCCCCCCCUAUCUCUCUUUCAGACUGUUUGCUCCUGCUGGUGUACAAGGAGAGGGCUGAGCGCUUGAGAGGGUUGAAGGAGAGGAGCAGCGUGACCCUGGAGGACAUUUGCGGUUUGGAGCCCGGCCUUUGCUACGAGGGGCUGACCCACACCCUGGCCAUCAUCUGCCUCACCCAGGUGGUCAUGCUGGGCUUCGAGAGCAAGGAGACCAUGCACCUCUGGGAUCUGCACGUCCGCUACAGUUUAGGGGAAGUCCACAGGUUUCACGUUGUCGUAGCGCCUGGAACCAAGUUGGAAAGUGGCCCAGCGACUCUUCACUUCUGCAACGACAUGCUAGUCCUGGUGAAGGACGUCCCACCAGUUAUUAUGGGUCAGUGGAAGCUUUCGGACCUCCGGCGCUAUGGGGCCGUUCCUAACGGAUUUGUUUUUGAAGGCGGGACACGAUGCGGCUUCUGGGCCGGCGUCUUUUUCCUCUCUUGCACGGAAGGAGAAAAAAUCAGCUUUCUCUUUGACUGCAUUGUUCACGGCAUCUCUCCGACCAAAGGCUUCCGGCGGGUGCUAGCAGACCCCAGUGCGAGUCCCGCCUGCAUGGAAGAAAGGGUGGCCUACGAGGCUUCGAAGUUGGAGAAGCGCCUCAGCCUGCUCUCCCACGGCGGCAGCCACGGCAGCGGAGGGGAUGACCGGAGCUUGUCCAGCGCAUCCUCGGACACCAGCCACUCCGACGCCAGCGUUGGCAGCAGGUUGACCCUCUGGCCGGAGCAGUCCUCCGCCGGCACUUCCCAGGAGUCGCGUGGACCGGCUGCAGCCGCCGCCACAGAGACGCUUCAGUCCGAAGGCAGCCAGGGGCCCAGCAAGCCGCCCCCCAGCCUCCUGCGCUGCAGGCAGCUCCAGGAAAUUGGCCGCCAGAGCUCGUCCGACAGCGGGAUAGCAACCGGCAGUCACUCCUCGUAUUCCGGAAGCUUCUCUUCCUACACGGGGAGCCUGGACAUUAGCCACGGGGAUGAGUUCGGCUCCCUGCUGAACCUCUCGCUCAGCUUCCCUUCCGACCGGAAUGUUUGCAGCUGCCCCGGCCCGGAGUACCAGGCCCCCAGCUGGCUACGGCACACCUACGAUACGCCCCGGAGUUUGCUCGCCGCACCUAUGGCGGGCCUUCUCGCCUCUGCUACAGAGGCCGGCCCGUCCAAGGCCCAGACCCUCAAAGGGGACAUGAAACAGCCGGCCUCGCAUCUGGAGAGAGAAGCCACUUCCAGGCCGAGCCAGGAAAAGGACUCGCAGGGCGUCUUCCCCCUGGGAAGCACCAAAGGCCCCUUCCCGGAGACGCAGCUCAGGCAGCCGGUGCAGGGCCAGGACCGUGGAGGGCCCGAGGCUGCUCCAUGCGGGGCCGUCUCCAGCCGUCCUUGCGAACUGUGCAACUCCCCUUCCGAGGCGAAGCCGGCUCUCUUCCCGUCUUGCCCGGUCUGUGGUGGGAUACAGGAAACUUCAAUUUUAUCGCCUCAAAUCUUCGCAGCUAAUCUAGAACUGCCGCUUUCCGAGCAAUGGCACGGCGACACGGCCACGUACGUGAAUAUCCCUACAAGUCCCACCGCCAAGAAGCAACUCCAUUACAUGGAGGUGGAGCUUCAGGAGCCCAGCGCAGGCAUUCGUG